Prorocentrum cordatum is the source of this 272-nucleotide messenger RNA. NCBI's taxonomy places the organism in Eukaryota, Dinophyceae, Prorocentrales, Prorocentraceae. The record is from the annotation of a GenBank genome assembly.
CAGAGAUUCUCGAUUUAUCCCCGCCCGAUUGUCUCCUCGUCCUGGCUUCUUGCUCCCUUCCUCGUCGUCCUCCUCUCCUUCCCCCAGAGGGCGAUGUCCACGGCGACGACCGCGGCGGAAUCCCGUCCCGUGAUCGUCCUGGUGGACCCCACCUGGAACUUCGAGCUCGAGAACUUCGACGUGGAACGCUUUUUCGAGGAGGCGAAGGUCACCGAGGACAGCGUGGGCGUCCUCCGCGGCCGCUUCGAGCGCUUCUGCUCCACGGGCAGAGG